Molecule: messenger RNA, 1044 nt
Organism: Corticium candelabrum
Lineage: Eukaryota; Metazoa; Porifera; Homoscleromorpha; Homosclerophorida; Plakinidae
Product: F-box/SPRY domain-containing protein 1-like
Exons: 2
Coding region: 105-860 (251 amino acids)
Biological process (GO): proteasome-mediated ubiquitin-dependent protein catabolic process; synapse assembly involved in innervation
Cellular component (GO): SCF ubiquitin ligase complex; synapse
Molecular function (GO): protein binding
Source: RefSeq, a predicted model, not a curated record
UCAGCGCCCUUACCCACGUGUUUCGUCUGAGCCAUCGUGUGAGUGACCUCUAACAGCAACGUGUAGUUUUGUCGUUUAUUUUGUGGGUGUUUGGAUUUCUGGCUAUGACGUCACCCCAAAUCAGUGAAGAUAUUUUGACAGAGAUUUUUCUGUAUCUUGAUCUUCGAGAUUUGAGCUCAGUUAGUCAAGUUUGCAGUCAGUGGCACGAUGUACUGCUUGACGAAGACUCCUGUAUAUGGGAGAGCCAGUUUCUUAGGAAUGUGCCACUCAAGGCUCAGAAAUCAAAAGUUAUGGAAUCAUUUUCAUCUUACAAGGCAAAGUUAAUUGCUUAUCUUCAUGGCUGGAACCCAAGUGAUUGCUCAAAGAACAUCUAUAUUUUAGACGACGGAUUUACUUAUCACAGGAGGGCAGUAGCUCAGUCCACUGAUGCUGCUCGAGGUCGAAGAGGUUUUCGAUCGGGACGUCACUGUUGGGAGGUAUGGUGGGAAAAGUCACUGGGAUCUCAUGCUGUUAUUGGAGUGGCUUUAAAGCAGGCACGUAUGGAACAGCAAGGUUACCUCAGUUUGAUAGGGAAUAAUGCUUAUUCAUGGGGAUGGAAUGUUGUUGACAAUACGUUGUAUCACAAAGGACGAGUGGGCAAGUUUCCACGAUUUGCCAUUCCAAAGAUUGAACCUAAAGUCAAAGUACGCGUAUUGCUAGAUUGUGAUGAAGGAACAUUGUCGUUUGAGAAAGACAAUUGGUUUCUUGGAGUGGCCUUUAGUGGUCUUCCAACUGAUCAGACUUUAUAUGCUACGGCUUCAUCUGUAUACGGAGAGACAGAAGUAGUUAUGGUGUACAGGGGCUGGCCAAUUGAUGGCUAACAAUUACUACAAAAUGACAGCAAAGCAAAGAUUGUUGUAGCUGCCAUUCUUUGUGUAAAUGUAUUUGUUGACAUUAAUUAACGUUUAUAGUAUCUUAUACUUGAAGUUUGAGAGUAUUAUUGUAGUCAUCCUGUAUUAGACCAUUCUAUUUCUGUUUCUGUAUUUCAAGUACAUCUUUUUUAUU